Messenger RNA from Linum trigynum, 2318 nucleotides. The record is from the annotation of a GenBank genome assembly. Lineage: Eukaryota; Viridiplantae; Streptophyta; Magnoliopsida; Malpighiales; Linaceae.
CCAGUGGCUACAAAUAUCUAGAGCGGCCAGGCUUUGUAGCUAGCCAGCCAUGGAAGACGGACUGUGACUUUGAUUCUCUCUCCCAUCCUUGUCUCUUUCCGUCCUUUUCUUGUAACCAUCUCUUCCGCCGGAGGAUCAAACAAAAAAGAAAGAGAGAAACGCCUUUCCACUCGCCGCCUUCAAUGGCGUCCCUCUCCAGCUUAUGCUCUUCCUCUCCAUCACUCAAGCCCAAGCCGGCCGCUUCUCUCCCCAAGACCGUCCUCAACCCUCCAUUUCCCGGCAAGCCCACUUCCCUCUCAUUCCCCAUUCGCUCCUCCAAACCCCUCGAUGUCGCCGCUCACUCCGUCGCCCGCGAGAUCGCAGCCGACUCUUCCAAGUCCGGCGGGAACAGCGUCCCCGGGAAGCCGAAGAAAGGGCUCGAGAAAGAUCCUCAGGCGCUGUGGAGGAGGUAUGUUGACUGGCUGUAUCAGCAUAAGGACCUGGGGCUCUAUCUGGAUGUUAGCAGGAUUGGCUUCACCGAUGAAUUCUUCCGAGAGAUGGAGCCUCGGUUUCAGCAGUCGUUUGAUGCCAUGGAGGGUUUGGAGAAGGGCGCGAUUGCCAAUCCCGAUGAAGGCAGGAUGGUCGGCCAUUAUUGGCUGAGGAAUUCGGAGCUCACUCCCACUCCCUUUCUGAAAACGCAGAUUGAGAGCACGCUUGAUUGCAUUUGUACCUUCGCUGAUGAAAUCGUCAGCGGUAAGAUUAAACCCCCAGCUUCGGAGGCUGGCCGGUUUACUCAAAUAAUGGCUGUGGGCAUUGGGGGCUCGGCUCUUGGACCACAAUUUGUUGCGGAGGCUUUGGCUCCAGAUAACCCUCCUCUCAAAAUAAGGUUUAUUGACAAUACGGAUCCAGCAGGAAUCGAUCAUCAGGUCGCUCAGCUUGGCUCUGAAUUAGCUUCUACCCUUGUGAUAGUGACUUCUAAGAGUGGAGGCACUCCUGAAACUAGAAAUGGUCUUCUUGAAGUACAGAAGGCUUUCCGUGAAGCUGGUCUUGAUUUCGCAAAACAGGGUGUUGCCAUAACGCAGGAAAAUUCACUAUUAGAUAAUACAGCUAGAAUUGAAGGGUGGCUGGCUAGGUUCCCUAUGUUUGACUGGGUUGGUGGCAGGACAUCUGUAAUGUCUGCAGUUGGCCUACUGCCAGCAGCGCUUCAGGGGAUUGACAUUAGAGAAAUGCUUACUGGUGCAGCCCUAAUGGAUGAGGCAACUAGAAGCAGAGAUCUUAGGAAUAACCCAGCAGCUCUACUAGCUUUAUGCUGGUAUUGGGCCUCGGAUGGGGUAGGAUCCAAGGAUAUGGUUGUCCUUCCAUACAAGGAUAGUCUAUUGCUAUUUAGUCGGUAUCUGCAGCAGCUGGUCAUGGAAUCUAUCGGGAAGGAGUUUGACCUUGAUGGUAAUAGGGUGAAUCAAGGACUUACAGUGUAUGGAAAUAAAGGGAGUACAGAUCAGCAUGCAUACAUUCAACAACUGAGAGAGGGUGUGCACAAUUUCUUCGUGACCUUCAUUGAAGUUCUGCGUGAUAGGCCCCCUGGUCAUGAUUGGGAACUGGAACCAGGGGUUACUUGUGGUGACUAUUUAUUUGGAAUGCUACAGGGAACUAGGUCAGCUCUAUACGCUAAUGACCGGGAAUCUGUGUCAGUAACAGUACAAGAGGUGACACCAAGAUCAGUAGGGGCUCUUAUUGCACUCUAUGAGCGAGCAGUAGGAUUGUAUGCCUCUCUAGUCAACAUCAAUGCCUACCAUCAACCUGGCGUGGAAGCUGGGAAAAAAGCAGCAGGAGAAGUAUUAGCUCUUCAGAAGCGGGUUUUGGCAGUACUGAACGAGGCAAGCUGUAAAGAUCCUGUGGAGCCAUUGACGCUUGAGGAAGUAGCUGACCACUGCCAUGCCCCAGAGGAUAUCGAAAUGAUAUACAAGAUCAUAGCCCAUAUGGCAGCAAACGACAGAGCACUGAUUGCUGAUGGCCACUGUGGAUCGCCUCGCAGCAUCAAAGUUUACCUGGGGGAGUGUAAUGUUGAUGCUUUAUACUAAGAACGUACAGUUGAGCAAUAUUUCUUUAAUUUACCAGUGUGGUCGACCUGAAAGUGUUGUGAAUUUGCAACCAGAAUAAGGUGCUGUGUUUUGAACACUUGCGCAUGCACGCCAAAAAAAAAAAUGGAGCAUUUUUCCAUCUCUGCUUCUUUCAUUUGUAGAAUUUCCACGUUCUCCUAUAGUUGUACAUUUUUUGCUCAGCUGUUCUUUCAUUUGUAGAGCAAUGUUGGUGCUUUAUUCUAAUAAUAACAAUCUUUAGAA